Molecule: messenger RNA, 4572 nt
Organism: Cylicocyclus nassatus
Lineage: Eukaryota; Metazoa; Nematoda; Chromadorea; Rhabditida; Strongylidae
Source: the annotation of a GenBank genome assembly
AUGCUCGCUAUAGAUUCUAUGUUAACGGCAUGGGGUAUGCGCACCCAACAUUCCUGGAUGCUAUGGCUGAAGACUUCAUCCACAGAGGAGCUACUCCAUCUGAUGCAGAAGCGCUCGCUUAUUUCGAUAAUCGGCCAGUUCGGUCCAAGCUUCACUUCUCAGCACAGGUCUAACAGCUGUCUCUACCUUCAAACUGAAUCAAAUGAAUACACUCCGGAAUUCCUGAACAUUAAAGUGCACAAGAAGGAAGAGAGGGUAAAGAACCUGACACUUUACAUGUCCCCAUGUUCAAAGCUCAUUGCUCAGCGCAUCCUUUCAAUUUUACUUUUUUCUAAUGUGGUAGCUUUUAAGAGGCGCGCGUAUAAGGCUAAAGCCAUUUUAAUUUCACCUAAUUUAAGUUUGAACGAUCGCGUCGUACUUUGCCCCCUAGCUCAAAUUUUCAAAAAAUCGAUAGAAUCGAUAAAACAGUAUUUUAACGAUUUUAGUUUCGCUUCCUUAGUCAUUCUGAGCUCAAAGUCAUCAUCCGAAAGCGUGACCAAUUCUGAAAUGGUAGAUUACUGUUGCUCAAGUGGCACAAGCGUUGUUCUUACUUAUCUUUUGAGCAGAGUCAAAGAUGCUCAAGCCAACGAUAAUUUUCGACUGAACAUUCUUUAUGUCAUAAAUGAUUGGGCAUAUCAAUGCCAGCGGAAACGUCUCGAUUCACAAACGCAAAUGUUGUCGCGUUACGUCCCGCAGAUGUAUGCUUUCACUGUGGAAUUAUCUACAGAUGCUCUCAUGCAGCAAAAGUUGGACAAACUAAUAGGAGUCUGGGAAGGCCACAAAUAUUUCAACGAUCAGUGCUUUAAGCAACUUCGGAAUCCCAGUCAAAUUUAUUCUUCAGCAAAAGCUGUACAAGCUGCGGAAUAUGCCAAGUUGGCUGCUGAUAUUGAAGUCAAUCUGCAAGCAAUGUAUGCUGGUUACGAACAGCAGCAUAAAAACUAUGUUCAACAUAUCAUGCAACAAAUCGCUCAGAUCGACAUGCAGAUUGAGGCUGAAAAGGAUCGCGCUAGAGGGGCCAUCCCUUCUCUUCUAAGUGGGAUGACGAGAGAGCCACCUCCAAUGCCGGGACCUGGACUUGGACCUGGGCCAGGUCCAGGACCAGCUCCUGGAGUGCCUGGACGUCGAUCCAGGUUUGAUCAGCAACCCGGGCCAAUGCCUAGCAAGUCACAAGAGGAUUACGGCCAGUUCUUUGCUCCUCCCCCUCGAGUACCACCGAAACAGAACUGGAUAAAAGAAGAGAAAAUCCCCGAUGGAGACGAUAUCGACGGUCACCCUUUCAAUGAGGAGGAUCUUAUUCCAAGUGCGAGAUACUACGAGUUACCCGCUGGCAUUAUGCUUCCACUCAUGGAAAUUGAACAGUUUUCGAACUCAGCUUUCAUCGUUUUUUCUACCUCAGUCUCUUCCCUUGUAAGUGGAGCAGCAGAUGGAAGCAUAUCAACAGAAAAUGACAUUGUCAUUGCUCAAAGUGGAUCUGAAAUUGUAAUUAUCGUCCGAUUUCAAGCGAAAACAAAACAAUUGGCGAUCUUAAAUGAGGAGCAGUUCAUCAUCUUCGUAUUCCUCAAGAUCAUCCAGAUCAAGUUCAUCCUCAUCUACUGGAUCGAGGAAUCAUUGAACCAAUUGGGGGCGGCGAAGUUCGCGAUAGACAGGAUCAGUAUUGCUUUAGCCUCUCCCUUUAAAGUAUUGUUGGCACUUUUCGAAGAUCAAGUAGGGAAGCGUCAGCAAUUCGUUGGUUGCCCGCAUAGGGUUUUCUUCGAUACUCAUAGGAAGAGUGAUCGCUUGUUAGUGUCAACGAAAGAGGAUGUUUUUGCAUCACUUUCUGCGAAUACUGGCCAAAUAGUUUGGCGACGUAUACAGGAAGAUGCGAAAGGCCUUGUGCUCCCGAUGGUUGUGGAUGAUAAAGCCAUCUACACAGUAUCCGAUGUUGGUCGAGUUCUCAGAGUGUGGAAUAAGAGGAACGGCGCUUUAUUAUGGCAAAAACCACUCAGCGAGAUCAUUCAAACUAGCGUGCAACCGAGCAUCGUUCUGAUGGAACAGUCACUCGUUGUCGCUAGUUCGAAAAAAGUAUUUUGCUUUUCGAAGCAUGGAAACUUGAAGUGGAGCCAUGGUGUACAAGACAGCCAGUGGUCAAAGCUGAGCGUUAUAAAUGAUCUUGUUUACUACUUAUCUAUCUCCAAUGGUGUACUGACUGUUAGAGAAUUUUCUCUCAAUACGGGUGAUGCAAGUGCUCCCAGAACAGUUGCUAUAAAGUCGAAUUCGGGUGAUAAGUGUGUCAUAGUACAAAAUUUGCUCAUAUGUGGACAUAGCGAUUCGCUACUUACUGUGGAUUUCACUUCAGCAGCCUUGACUUCAUCGGAGAAGGCCACUGAUUGUAGUAUAAGAUCUCUGAAUGAUUUGGAUGAACACUACCUCUUUUUGAAAUGCUCUACAUCUGCUAUAAUCUUCGGUGUAGACAAAAGUAUGAUUGAACAGAAACUCGUUUUGCAUCAUCGUGUGGACACCGCUGCUGUCACUGCUGAAGUUCUUGUUGUUAUCAGUGGAAAAACGGUCGAAGUUUAUAACGUUCCCACAAUGAAGCAAAUGUUUAAGACCGAACUGCCUUCAAAUGGGGAUCACGCUCCUAUUACUGCAGUUUAUCUUUCCUCGAAAGAUUUUCAUGAAAUAGUUACUGUAGGAGCCGAUUGCAGGAUAGAGUUCCUUGUUAUCGACGCAGCAAAAUCAUCAGUGGUUUCUGAAUGGUCAAGAGAAGAGAGUCUAGCGCGUAUAAGCACUGCGGAAAUGGUCGACCUCCCUUUAUCUGAGUCCCAACAAAUGAUAGAAGACGAAUUUGAUGAAGGAGGAUCAAGUCUAAUGUCGUCUUUCAUUCGUCGAUUGAUAUCGCAAGCGUCACAGAUACAGAAAUGGCUUUUCAAUACUGUCAACCAGAUUUUCACAUUUUCGUACAUGCUUACAACACGAACAAAUUCGUUCUCAAAACUCAUCGAUCAUGUGCGAUCAGCAGCUAAGGCAAAUUACCAGCAUGGAGAGGUUUUGGAACGAGACUUUUUCAAUUUACGUAAAAUGUUAGUCAUUGUUUCUUUGGAUGGUGCGAUUUUUGGUCUGGAUAGCAGCGAUGGCUCGGUCGUUUGGAGCCAUUGGUUAGGCGACAAUUUUGCGCCAUUGAAGAAUACUAUCGGAAAGGAGGAGGUACCUUUGUUCAUCCAUCGAUCAACAGCGCAUUACCAACGAGGUGGACUGGUAUCUGUUGUGUUCAGAGAUUUAAUUUCAUCCGCUGGUGUUUUGGUAUUUUUUGAUCCGAUUACUGGGGAAAUAAAGGAUAGAACGCAGUUGAAAUUACCGAUAAAGCGAGCAGAUGUACUAAGUUUCGCUGGCAAGGACUAUGUCAAUCCUUUGCUAGUGGUAACGCAAGAUGACCAGGUGAUGAUCUUUCCUUCUCAACCUGAUGAAGUGCUGAGCGGUGCACCUCCAGUGUACAUCUUCGACAUUGAUUCUUCGCGCAUCUCUGGGGCCAAAAUUGAUCUGGUCAAAAAGCAACUCAUCAAGACUUGGUCUGCAGAUCUGCACCUUGCUCCUUCCGAGCAUAUAAUAAUAGUGAAGGGGAAGCCGCGAAAUCAAAAAGUACAUUCGCAGGGACGUGUGCUGAUUGACCGCAACGUUCAGUACAAAUAUGCCAAUCCGAACUUGGUAGCGAUAGCUGCUCUCGAUUCUGUCCAUCAGUAUUUGUCAAUUUUCCUCGUGGAUGUCGUUUCUGGUCAAAUGGUACAUUCCGCACGCUUAGCCAAAGCUGCCGCACCUGUUCAUCUGGUACACUGUGAGCACUGGAUUGCGUACUCAUAUUGGUCGGAGAAAGGAAGGCGGACAGAAAUUGGUGUACUCGAGCUCUAUGAAGGUGGCGAGCAAACUUACAAGGAUCGUUUCGAUUCCCUAACUCCAACGAAGCACCCGCCUGAGGUCCUAUCCCAAAGCUUCAUCUAUGCUCAGGGCAUUCAAGCAAUGGGAGUGAGUGAAACAGAAAAGGGACUUACGACAAGAUCUUUGUUGUUGGCAUUACCGUUAGGAGGAAUCCACGAAGUGACCCGAAAACUGCUGGACGCGACCAGACCUCUUGAGCUGACUCAAGAAAUGCGAGAAGAGAUGAUGAUACCGUACAUGCCUGAAAUUCCCAUAGCAACAGAGGAUCUGGUAAAUUACAAUCAGACCGUGCAUGGAGUUCGAGGGAUCAAAACUGCGGCGUCAGGUUUGGAGUCUACGAGUCUUAUGCUGGCCUAUGGAAAAGACAUCUUCUUUACUCGAUUAACUCCUUCUGGCACAUUUGAUAUCUUGAAAGAUGACUUUGACCAUGUGCUCAUCAGUACAGUCUUAUUCGGGCUCAUCGCUGGCAGUAUCAUUUCCAAGAAGCUGGCAAGAAAUAACGCACUGUCGGCAGCCUGGACUUAGAUCUUCUUGAAGUUAGGUACGGGAGCUAUCGUGAAAUGUGUCUGAAGUCUAUUCCUCCUUUUAAUUGUACACGUGUUUUUCCUUUAGUUGAAGUAUUCA